This is a messenger RNA of Tinamus guttatus (white-throated tinamou), 439 nucleotides long. The record is from RefSeq and is a predicted model, not a curated record. NCBI's taxonomy places the organism in Eukaryota, Metazoa, Chordata, Aves, Tinamiformes, Tinamidae.
GUAGUCAACAUCAGAUCAAAUGCCUAAAAGGCCAGAGAGACUUACCAGACCAACCCACUUUUGAUGGGAUUCACAUUGUCAACCAUUUCACAGGAGAUGAUGAAUCAUUUCAUUCUUCUGAUGAAGAUUUUAUAACUAACUCCAUACAGGAGAGUGGGGUGAACUUUCACCUGUGUAGAAGGACUGCUCAGAUGGCUUUGGAUCCAACAAUUGUAGACAGCAGUGACAGUGAUAUUGAGGAAAGCACCCUCCAAACUGGGAGUUCAAGCGAAGUUAUUUCCAAGCAGAGAAGAAUAGAGUCUUACUCUACUACUGUGUGAUCCUCACUGUGACUAGAAUUGAAGGCUUUCAUAUUUCUUUAAGGGUUAAACUGUCAGAAAACUUGAAAGUAUCCAGCAGUUGGGUUAGGUAGCUAUUGGAUCUUGUCUAGCCUGCACUA